ACUUUAGAAAAAAAAAAAAAAUGUCACAUAAAAUGGAAGAAAUUUUAAUUUUUCCAAAUUCAUCAGCACCUUCUGUGAUAAAUCAUGAUUUAUUAAUUAAUUUAGUCAUUGAUCAAGGUCCCAAGAAUGAAGCCGGUAAAUUAUUCGUUGAAGAUGAUAUUAAACUAAAUGAAAUAAAGGAAAUAAGAAUUGAACAUCUGAAUAUUUUGAACAUCAGUCAUCUUUGGAUUAUGAGUAAUUUGAUAAUUUUGAAAUUAUCCAGUAAUAUAAUAGAAAAAAUUGAAAAUCUCGAUAAUCUUGUUAAUUUAAAAGAAUUAGAUUUAUCAUUCAAUCGAAUAAAAAUUAUAGAGAAUUUAAAUCAUCUUGUAAAUUUGGAAAUUCUAUUACUUUAUAAUAAUAAAAUUGAAAUAGUCGAGGGUAUAGAUAAUUUGGAUAAACUUCAAAUAAUGAGUCUUGGAAGAAAUGAAAUUAAAUGUCGAAAUCAUGUGAUGUAUUUACGUAAAUUUAACAAUUUGAAAAGUUUAAAUAUGGAGGGAAAUCCAUGUACAAAUGAUGAAGAAUAUUUGGAUUAUUUAAUUGCCUACAUACCUCAACUUGUUUAUUUACAAUAUAAAAUGAUAACUGAAGAUCAACGAAGAAGAUCAAUUGAUAAGCAUUUUCGGGAAAUAAGUAAUCUCAAGGAAAAAGAAGACGAGGAGAAAGAAUUAUUAAAUGCAAAAAAAGCAUAUGAAGAUCACAUUAUUCAAGUUUCCACUUGUUAUGUUGAAUAUUUAGAUAAUGAUCAUUUAUUCGAGCAAAUAUUUAAAAAUGAUAAAGAGGGAAAAGCACUGAUGAAUAUAAAUCGCGAAACAGAAACUGCAUAUGAACAAUAUAAAAUAACAUUUUUAUCAUUUUGUCACGAAUUAUUUGACUAUGGUUUAAAAGAACAGAAACGUAGAAUGGAUGAAAUUGAAAUUUUUGAAAAAACAAUCGAAAAUGGUAAAUAUGAUGCGCAAAAAGAGGCACAACAAUUAAUAGAAGAAAUAUUAGAGAAUAAGUCUUCAAUAUUCGCUCAAGUUACAAAUUUAAUAAAAAACAGUGGAGAAAAUAAUGAUGAAUUCAAAAAGAAUAUUUCUAAAGUAAAAGUAAUUUCCGAAGAAUUCGAUGAUUUAUUACAUAAAACUUGGAAAAAAUUAAUGAAUAAGGAAAUUAUUUUACACGAACAAUUUGAAGAUUUAAAUGAAAUUUUCAAAAUUAACAUGACCGAUAUGAUUGGCUCGUGUUUAGAAACUGCACAAGGAUUUUUUACAAUGAUGAGAAAUGCCGAAAGGGAAUAUAAUGAUAAUUUGAAAUCAUUGGUGACAUUAUUUAUGAAUAGUUUUGGUGAUAAAACAAUGCCACUUGAAUAUCAAGAGAUUUGCGGUUCAAAAGAUAUAAUGAUUAAUAAUUUUGGUGCAUCACACGACAUACAUUUACAGGUAAUUGAUGAUCGUGAAGAUAUUUUUGUGAAUCGAUUAAAAAAUUGGCUAGAUGAAUUAACUGAAAAACAAGUUGAAGAGGAAAAACAAAGACAUCGUAAUCAAAUUUUGGAAAUUUCUCAUUUCUUUGAUUUUCAACGUGAAGAAUUUCAUAAAUUACAACAACUUCAGGAAGGUAUUUUAAUGAAUUAUGAAGAAGAAGUUGAUAAUGAUAAUAAAGAUAUUUCUAAAGAAAGUACAAUCAAUGAAGAAAUUAAAGAAGAUGUUAAAGAAGAUGUUAAUGAAGAUGAGGUUCAUGAAUCCAUUACUAAUGAACACAGUAUUAAGGAAUAUUAUUCCAAUGAAAAUGUUGGAGAAUUUUCUCAUCAAAAUUCGAUUUAUGAUUAUAAUAUUUUUCAAAAUGAAUAAUGACAAU
This is a messenger RNA of Leptopilina boulardi, 1872 nucleotides long. Its product is annotated as dynein regulatory complex subunit 3-like. Gene Ontology annotation, molecular function: protein binding. The transcript has 9 exons. Lineage: Eukaryota; Metazoa; Arthropoda; Insecta; Hymenoptera; Figitidae. The record is from RefSeq and is a predicted model, not a curated record. The coding region runs from base 21 to 1865 and encodes 614 amino acids.